UGUGAAUUAGCAGACUUACCUUUUAAAAGAGGUAACUGCUGCAGUUCUACAUCUUGAGAAUUACGAUACCUAGAGCUUCCCUGCGACUUCUUAGUCUUUUUCUUAAGGGAGCGUUUUGCGAAGGGGUCAAUUCUAUCGACGAACGCAGUCGUCGACAUGGUUUUUAAAAAAUUUACCACAAUCACUAUUAUUAUUUACACUGUAAUCGCACUCGAUUGCCGACCACUUCUGUACAUUUCCCGACCUGCCUUUCGAAAUUACAAUAACCUUUGUCAAAGCACGAUAAUGUAAAAUUUCAUAAAUGACAUUGUUAUUCGGAUUCCUAAAAUCGUCGUCUUCAAGGUGUGCCUCUUGAGUCUUUUAGUUAAGUCGUAAACGCCCAAAACACUCAGCCCGGUAAUUCUCAACUUUCCGUUUUGUCAAAAAUUUGUAGCGGACGAAAAAUACCAAUAAAACGAACGAUUUAAAAUUGUAAAUAUCAGCUCGUAGACACAAAUCAAUUGCUCACUUGCACUAUACUGGUAAACCAACGAACUGUCUAGUAUUUUCACCCGCCAUCAGCUGGUUACAACGCCAUAAAUCCUGCAUUGUAGAGUUUAAUACAAACAUUUAAACAAAAACAAAACAUUUACGACAUUAAAAAAUAUAUUUCUUGCACGUGUGUGAUAUUUAAACUCGCGUAUUAUUUACGUUUAAACGUUUUUCACGAUAAUUUUCUCACACUAUCCGACCUGAUGCCAAUGCGGUGUCCAGGACUUUAUUGUGGACGUACGUAUUUGGAAAGUGGAAUACUAAGUGAAUGUGGUUCAUGCCCUCGAGGAUUUCGGCGAAACGAUGCCACUUUUAUUUGUGAACCAUGCAAUGAUAAUCCAACCCUUUACGAUUGGCUUUAUUUAGGUUUUAUGGCUUUAUUACCUCUGGUUCUACAUUGGUUUUUUAUUGAUAUGGUAGCAAUGAGGAGAAGUUUCAACAAGGAUGUCCUAAUUCUUCAUUUCUCUGCUCUGUUGGAGAUAGUAUUAGCUUGCAUUCUUACACUACUAACGAUGGAUCCUAUUGGACUAUUUCAAAUUCGUAGCUGUAAUGUUCGUCAUUUAUCUGACUGGUAUACAUUAUUACACAAUCCUAAACCUAAUUAUGACAAAACUGUACAUUGUACACAAGAAGCUGUUUAUCCUUUAUACACUAUUGUCCUUGUUUUUUAUGCAUAUUCGGUGGUAAUAAUGCUUUUAUUUAGACCAUGGAUCUGUCGGAAAUGUUUACCAAGACAAAGCAAAAUGUCAAUAUAUGCAGCUCUAUACUUUUUUCCAAUUCUUGCUGUAUUACAGGCAUUAAUUGGAGGUCUUUUGUAUUAUUCCUUUCCACAUCUUAUUGUAGUUUUGUCAGUUAUAUCAAAUGCUGCCCAUUUUGCGGUAAAAAUGGAUCAAAGAAUUACUGCACUUAUACUUUCAACUUUUCUUGAUCUUCGAAAUUUUGUUAUUCUUGUGGGACAUUGGUGUUUGCACACAUAUGGAAUUAUUUCAAUUACACAAUUAACAGACACUUCCUUGAAUGGAUUUCUUAUUAUUUUAAUUCCUGUGCCUGCUACAUUUUAUAUUCUUACUGCAAAAUUUACAGAUCCCUCAAGACUUAGGACUUAAGUUUUAAAUUGUUUAAAUUUUCUACCUACUGUGAUUAUUGUAUGAUCAAACAAUUAUUAUUUUUUAAAUUAUUAAAAUAAAUUUAAGUACAUGUAGUACCAAAUUGAUUAUACAUUCAGUGACCAUUUUCUCAAAAAAAAAAAA
Agrilus planipennis (emerald ash borer) is the source of this 1781-nucleotide messenger RNA. Its product is annotated as JNK1/MAPK8-associated membrane protein. Gene Ontology annotation, molecular function: ubiquitin protein ligase binding. The record is from RefSeq and is a predicted model, not a curated record. NCBI's taxonomy places the organism in Eukaryota, Metazoa, Arthropoda, Insecta, Coleoptera, Buprestidae. Gene Ontology annotation, cellular component: membrane. The transcript is spliced from 5 exons. Gene Ontology annotation, biological process: response to unfolded protein. Bases 735 to 1637 code for a protein of 300 amino acids.